Magallana angulata is the source of this 2921-nucleotide messenger RNA. Its product is annotated as E3 SUMO-protein ligase PIAS2-like. The transcript has 14 exons. NCBI's taxonomy places the organism in Eukaryota, Metazoa, Mollusca, Bivalvia, Ostreida, Ostreidae. Gene Ontology annotation, biological process: protein sumoylation; regulation of transcription by RNA polymerase II. Gene Ontology annotation, molecular function: SUMO ligase activity; zinc ion binding; transcription coregulator activity. The record is from RefSeq and is a predicted model, not a curated record. The coding region runs from base 46 to 2004 and encodes 652 amino acids.
GUCGCCAUUUUCCCUAUAGAGCAUGCGCACUUCAGUUUCACAACAAUGGCGGAUUUACCAGAACUGAAGCAUAUGGUAAUGAGUUUUCGGGUCUCAGAAUUACAAGUAUUAUUAGGAUAUGCUGGAAGAAACAAAACUGGAAGAAAGACUGAUUUGAUGGGGCGAGCUUUACAGCUACUGCAGAAAGGCUGCUCCGUACCCAUACAAAUAAAAAUCCGAGAGUUGUACAAUCAAAUUUUUGGUUCAAACAGGCGAAAACCCACAGCACCCAAACCAGGAGAAGAUGGUUCCAUUAACUUUAAAUCUGAAGGACCAUGGUUUUCAGGUCCAAUGGAUUAUUCCAACCGGAUGCAUCAUGACCCAGCACCACAUUCAAGCAGCCUUGGCAUGUUGCCAGUUCAUCCCGAUGUGAAGCUUAAGCAUCUGCCAUUCUAUGACUGUGUGGCAGAACUUAUGAAACCUACAAGUUUAGUGCCUAGAGGUUCAUCCAAAUUCCAAGAGAAUCAUUACAGUUUCCAUCUGACUCCCCAGCAAGCCCAAGACAUUGCCAUGUCCAGAGAUUUCCGACCAGGUGCUAGAUGUGAAUAUACCACACAGAUUCAACUCAGAUUUUGUCUGCUGGAGAUAAGUUGUGAACAAGAUGACCAUUUCCCUCCCAGUAUCUGUGUUCGUGUGAAUGGAAAGAUGGCCCCUCUACCGAAUCCUAUUCCAACUAACAAACCGGGAGUCGAGCCUAAGCGCCCGGGUCGACCGGUAGAUAUCACACCCCUUUGUCGGCUCUCACCAACCCUGCCCAACCAGAUCGAAGUCUCCUGGGCCGCCGACUUUGGACGGGGAUUCUGUAUUGCCAUCUUUUUGGUGAAAAAGUUAACGUCUGACACUUUACUGGGCAGACUUAAACAGUUUGGUAAUCGUCAUGCUGACCACACCAGAGCCCUUAUCAAGGAGAAGCUGGCCCACGACCCUGACAGUGAAAUAGCUACAACUUGUCUCAGAGUAUCACUCACAUGCCCUCUGGGCAAGAUGAGAAUGACAAUACCCACACGAGCCAGCACCUGUACCCACCUCCAGUGCUUUGACGGCUCCACCUACCUAAUGAUGAAUGAGAAAAAGUCUACCUGGAUGUGUCCAGUCUGUGAUAAGCCGGCGCCAUUUCAUCGACUUUUCAUUGAUGGGUAUUUUGUCGAGAUAUUGCAGGAAACCUCAGACAUGAACGAAAUUCAGUUCCACGAAGACGGGACGUGGAGUCCAUUGAAGACCUCAAAGGAACAUCAUGUGAUUUCCUGCAGUCCUGCGGCUCACAAGUCCAGUCAUAAAGAGUCCAGGUCCUCCUCCUCCUCAGCCUCAGGACCUGCUCCAAAGAAGCCCAAAAUGGAAGUGAUAGACUUAACAAUUAGUUCUGAUGAAGAUUCAGACACUGAAAGUGAAUGUGAUUCACCUCAGCCCAUGUCAUCGAAUGCAUUUGGUGAUGUCAUCAGCCUGGACUCUCCCACUCCUGCGCCAUCCUCUGCAUCAACGUCAUGUGACUCCCCCAUGGUGGCCUCACCAUCAUCCAAUUCAAAUUCAUCUUCAUCCUCAUCCUCAUCUUCAUCAUCUUCCUCCAGCACCCCAAAGCAACCAUCCUCACCACAGAAAUCUCAAGCAGGAACCCCAGUAAGUGCCCCCUUAUCAGCACCCCAGUCAGUAAGCUCCCUCUCCCCUGCCCGGUCCUCGCGCCAGUCUACGCCUGCCCUAGCUCCUAGUCCUCGCCCCUUGCCCUCGCCCUCGCCUCCGGGAGGACAGCCCGUGAUUCACUCUCCUUUAGGAAUUAGAAUUUCCCCUGUGACGCCCCCCUCUACUACCCCCAUUUUAGCCCCUUUUCAACCAAUACCAGCCCCAGUGUCAAUACCAGCACCUGUAUUUCCCCAUUAUCCUGCCCCUCCACAAAUACAAAAUUAUGACCCCAACUUAGAUAGAGAGAUUGAAGACUUCUUAAGGGGAAUUGUGUGGGACCAAUAUAGAUAGCUGUCAUGUCACCUUUAUAUAAAUGGGUAAUUUUAAACAUAGAAUGGUGCUGAAGCUCUCCCAAAACAAAUUUUAUGAUACAUUUUCUUAGAGUUACGGGAGAACAGAAUGAGCCUUCAUUUCUUUAUGCAUGAUUUACGAGUCUUUUAAAAUAAAUCAAGUACUCAGGAAAGUAAAAUAUAAACUUAAAAUCGUUUUUUUAGACAAUAAACAUUGCUUUUACAUUUUGUAUUUUAAUAUAUUAUAAGCAUAAUUCUGCAGAGAUGAAUUUCCCAAUAUUUUUUUUUUUUUUUAGAUUUGAGAAAAUUUUAACUUCUUUAUUGAAAAUUUUUUUAAUCCCAACAAAAAUCAGAUGAAGAAAAUUCAGAUAAGAUUUGAAAUCCAAUGAAUGAUUUCACAUUAAUAUACAUAGCUAGCGUGGACCCAGAAAAUGCAAUCAUUUCAUUCUGCAUCUCAUUGUUUCAUACUAAAAUGUUUUCAUUUGUUACUUUUUCAUGUUUGUCACUUGUGUUGCACCACUAACAGAAAAAUAAUUUAUUUUGCAUGAACUUCAAUUUGUUCAUUUCAUUUACAUUUGUUGCUAUUUUAAUGGAGGUGUUUUCAAAGUUUUUCCAAGUGGGGGACUAUUCCCGAGUACGUGCAUGUCUUAGGAUGUCUAUGAAGAUGUGUAAGGUGUACAAUGUGUUUGUGGAACAAUGUGAAUGAUUUCUUGAAUUUUUUCAUUGUCAUAAUUUUUAUUUGUAAUUUUCUCCUUCGUUUUUUCAGUAAGAUUACGGUAUGUACCCUUACUGGAUGAUUGAGAAUACCUCACAUUAGAAAGAGUUACUCACAUAUUGUACUACAAAAAACAAUUGUAAUCUAAUCACACUGUACAGGGGACCUCUCUGAGUAUCUGACAUAUGAUUCCCCCCAAACUG